Acanthosepion pharaonis is the source of this 708-nucleotide messenger RNA. NCBI's taxonomy places the organism in Eukaryota, Metazoa, Mollusca, Cephalopoda, Sepiida, Sepiidae. The record is from the annotation of a GenBank genome assembly.
AUGCUAUCCACUCUCACUGAUUUCUCUCUAUUUUUAUAUUUCUUCCUCUUCCCUCUUCCUCUCUCUGUCACUGUCUGUCUAUCUUUUCUUGGUCUUUUUUUGAUUCCUCUUCUCUCUUUCUCUCUCUGGCACUAUCUGUCUAUCUCUCACUCAUUCAUUUUCUAUCUCUUCUUUCCUUACCCUUUCAUUCUUUUUUUUAUUUCUCUUUUUUUUCUAUUUUUCUCUUUCUAUUUUUUCUGUCUAUUUUUACUUUUUUUAGUUUCUUUCUUUCUGUUUCUUCUUUUAUUUUACACUCUCUCUGUCACUAUCUGUCUAUCUCUUACUCUUUCAUUUUCUCUCUCUUAUUUCAUUACCUUCUCCUUCCCUCUCUCUUUUUUUUCUUUACGUUCCCAUCUUUUAUCCGUCUGUCUGUUUUUCUCUCUUUCCUAUUUCAUAACUACUUCGUUUAGCCAUAGCCUUCUCCUCCUGGCUUUUCUCUCUUUUUAUUUACUUGUUUUAGUUUCUUUCUCUCUCUAUUUCUUCUGUUAUUUCUCCCCUUUUCUCUUUCCAUCACCGUCUGUUCCCGCCCUCAAUCGCUUCUUCUUAACCCACUCAAACAACUCUCUGUUUUAUUAUUAUUAUUAUUUUGUGUUUCUCCCCAGAUGUUUUGCUGGCUUCAUUAAGGAGUUUCUCGUCCUAACCGAAGUGGCUAUCACUUCCUGCUGCUAA